CAACCUCUAUGCGCAUGCUCCAUUUCCAACAAGUCAACAUCCUUUUGCCAGAAACUUUUUUCAUUUCUUUUUGAAACGUCCUCCGAAGUGAUAGGUUGGGAGGAACCCUUUAAACCGUCAAAAUGGUAAACGGUAGAAUCCCUACGGUAUGUUCAAAAACAUACGUAACCCCUAGACGUCCCUAUGAAAAGGCACGUUUAGACCAAGAAUUGAAAAUAAUCGGCGCCUUUGGGCUCCGCAACAAGCGUGAAGUGUGGAGGGUCAAGUACACUUUGGCCAAAAUCCGUAAGGCUGCCCGUGAGUUGCUGACUUUGGAAGAAAAAGACUCAAAAAGAUUGUUCGAAGGUAAUGCCUUAUUGCGUCGUUUGGUCCGUAUUGGAGUGCUGGAUGAAAACAGGAUGAAGCUCGAUUACGUUUUGGGUCUCAAAAUUGAAGAUUUCUUGGAAAGGCGUCUCCAAACUCAAGUUUUCAAACUUGGAUUAGCCAAAUCAAUCCAUCAUGCACGUGUUUUGAUCAGACAGAGACAUAUCCGAGUUCGCAAACAAGUAGUCAACAUCCCAUCCUUUGUUGUACGUCUAGACUCUCAAAAGCACAUUGAUUUCUCAUUGAAAUCACCCUUUGGUGGUGGUCGUCCAGGUCGUGUCAAGAGGAAGAACCUCCGCAAAGGUACUACUAGUGGUGCUGCUGCAGAAGAAGAAGAAGAUUAAGUGAUAAUUUUUUGUAUAGUUAAUAUACAAUAUAAACACUAGUUUUUUUGUUUGA
Messenger RNA from Ceutorhynchus assimilis (cabbage seed weevil), 762 nucleotides. NCBI's taxonomy places the organism in Eukaryota, Metazoa, Arthropoda, Insecta, Coleoptera, Curculionidae. The record is from the annotation of a GenBank genome assembly.